AUGGAUCAGGAAUUGCCGAGAGAGAGAGAGCCUGAAGAAGAAUCUUACAAUUUGAGUGAGGGCACGCUGCUCAUCGCCGCCGUUAUAGUCCUCGCCGUCGUCCUCGUCGUCGCCUGCAUCCACCUCUACGCCCGAUGGCACCUCCUUCGCCGCCGCCGCCGCCGCCGGAGCCAAAGCCACAUCGUCUUCUACGCCGCCGGAAACCGCCUCCGACCGGCCGUGGACCGCGGCCUCGAUCCAUCCGUCUUAAACUCACUUCCACUAUUCCUUUACUCCUCCUCCUCGGCGGCGGAGGAGGAGGAGCGGCGCCGCCCGUCGCUAGACUGCGCUGUCUGCCUUUCGGAAUUCGAAGAAAACGACGUCGUUCGCCUCCUCCCUAAAUGCGGCCACUCCUUCCACGUGGACUGUAUCGGAAUGUGGCUUCACUCCCACUCCACUUGCCCGCUUUGCCGGUCCUCCAUCGAACCGGUGGUGAACCCGGUCGGGCUGGCGCAGAAAUUCCCCGACCGAGCGAGUGCUUCCGACGCCGGAUCGAGUUCCGCGGCGGGAACCGGGUUGAGCGGUCAAAACGACGAGGGGAAUAGCGAUACGGCGUCGUUUUGGGGCAGGAGGAAAGGUUAUUGUGGGCGAGGAUUGUUAGGGAUUCGGAUUGAGACGCCGGCGGCGCCGCCGCCGUUAGAUAACGAGAUGAGUCAGAGCUCGUCGUUGUUAUCAUUGAAGAGAUUGCUCAGUGUUAGCCGGAAACCACCGGCGGUUUCCGGCGGCGGCCGGCAAAUUGCGACGGCGGAGACCGGCGAGUUGGGUUUGGAGAGUGGACUCAGUGAGUUAAGUGAAGCAACACGAGGAGAGGCAAACUCGGUCUAGAACGCAAUAUUUUUAUUUAUAUAUAUUAUUUGGACACA
Messenger RNA from Andrographis paniculata, 902 nucleotides. RefSeq names its product RING-H2 finger protein ATL5-like. Bases 1 to 864 code for a protein of 287 amino acids. The transcript has a single exon. NCBI's taxonomy places the organism in Eukaryota, Viridiplantae, Streptophyta, Magnoliopsida, Lamiales, Acanthaceae. The record is from RefSeq and is a predicted model, not a curated record.